Molecule: messenger RNA, 1710 nt
Organism: Syzygium oleosum
Lineage: Eukaryota; Viridiplantae; Streptophyta; Magnoliopsida; Myrtales; Myrtaceae
Exons: 5
Coding region: 57-1091 (344 amino acids)
Biological process (GO): GPI anchor biosynthetic process
Cellular component (GO): endoplasmic reticulum membrane
Molecular function (GO): hydrolase activity, acting on ester bonds
Source: RefSeq, a predicted model, not a curated record
GCCCGAUAUCCCCGCGCACCUCCGCCUCUUUCUCCGCCGCGUCUCGACUUUGCCCGAUGGCCGCCCGGCGCCGCUGGAUUGCGCUGCUCCUCGUCGCGCUCGCCGGUCUCGUCGGCUCCCUCGACGCCAGCGCCGGCGAUGCCGAUCCCGUUUACAAGUCUUGUGUGGGGAAGUGUGAGCAAUCUGGAUGUGUGGGGGACCAAUGCUUCCACCAUUGUAAAUUCUCGUCUGAUGGGAAGCCUGUGGAUGGUCCAUGGUAUAUGCAAGAACCACUAUACUUGCGGUGGAAGCAAUGGGACUGCCAAAGUGAUUGCCGCUACCACUGCAUGCUCGCAAGAGAGGAGGAAAGAACGACUCUCGGUGGCAAGCCUGUCAAGUAUCGUGGAAAGUGGCCUUUUCUUCGUGUUUAUGGCAUCCAGGAGCCUGUUUCUGUGGCACUCUCUGCCCUCAACCUCUCCGUGCAAUUUCAUGGCUGGCUAUCCUUUUUCAUCCUUUUGUACUACAAGCUACCUUUGAGACCAGACAGGAAAACUUACUAUGAAUAUACUGGCUUGUGGCACACAUACGGCAUCUUUUCCAUGAACUCUUGGUUUUGGAGUGCUGUCUUCCACAGUCGAGAUGUUGAGUUGACUGAAAGGCUGGACUACUCCUCUGCCGUGGCAUUGCUUGGAUUUUCCCUCAUUUUGGCUUUACUAAGAGCUUUGAACAUAAGAGCUGAGGCUUCCAGGGUCAUGCUUUCUGCCCCAGUUAUAGCAUUUGUGACAACUCAUAUCCUGUAUCUGAACUUUUACCAAUUCGAUUAUGGUUGGAACAUGAAGGUCUGCGUGGUCAUGGGAAUUACUCAACUUCUUAUAUGGGCAAUUUGGGCAGGUGUUACCCACCAUCCUUCACGUUGGAAGUUGUGGGUAGUAGUGGUGGGUGGAGGUUUGGCCCUGCUAUUGGAAAUAUAUGACUUUCCCCCCUACAUGGGUUUUGUGGAUGCUCAUGCCCUUUGGCAUGCCACCACCAUUCCUCUAUCUUACCUCUGGUGGAGCUUCAUCAGAGAUGAUGCUGAGUUGAGGACAACAAUUCUCCUAAAGAAGGUGAAGUAGACUUUGUCGUAAGAUGCGCGCACUAAUCAGAUGGUAAAUUGUGUCAGUAACGUGGAUCGCUCUACCCAAUUGUUUCAUUGGAUUUCCCUCUUAUCUGAUGGUGUAUAUGCUUUGCUGUACGUGAAAUGCUUGUUUUCCACAGAGGGGUCAUUUGCGUUUUUUUUUUUAAAUCAAUUUCUAUAGGAUCAGCAGUAUCCUUAUGUAAUCAUAACUUCUCAUUGCUUUCUCGGGUUUUUGCUAAGAAAACUUCUUAGUUGGUCAAGGCUUGAGUGCCACGUUGGUCAGAAAAGUUUCGUAUGAAGAGUAUGUUGAGACUAGGAAGUUAUGUGGCAAGUAAAGAAACUGAUCUCCCUGAAGUUCAGGCAUAUUGCGGAGACAGGCUCCGUUGCAGAAAUAUCAAGUGAGUUGUGGAUGAGUAUCGGAUGAAUGAUUCAGCAUGUUCCGCAUUAAAAAUCUUGUCGGGUGGAUUUCCAGAAUCCUCAGAUCCUGGCUUGUGUUAAAACUGUUGGAUCCUUUGUGUUAUUGUUCAUUGAGAUAACUGUUGCUGCUUUAGGUGAACACCAAUGCCCCCAAGAAGACUCAUUGCCAGCUUAUAACAGUCUAUCAUCCUUUUUUUGUU